Molecule: messenger RNA, 1404 nt
Organism: Polypterus senegalus (gray bichir)
Lineage: Eukaryota; Metazoa; Chordata; Cladistia; Polypteriformes; Polypteridae
Gene: tcea1
Product: transcription elongation factor A (SII), 1
Exons: 10
Coding region: 168-1106 (312 amino acids)
Biological process (GO): DNA-templated transcription; transcription elongation by RNA polymerase II; positive regulation of transcription by RNA polymerase II
Cellular component (GO): nucleus
Molecular function (GO): zinc ion binding; nucleic acid binding
Source: RefSeq, a predicted model, not a curated record
CUUUUUCUCCACCCAGCGAUUAGUUCUGUCUGCGUUGCGCGCUCCUGGCGAUUCGCGCCGCCAUUGAGUUGCGAGUCUGACACUGUAGCUGGUGAAGCUUUGUUUGGGAGGUGCAGCUGUUUUUUUAAUAUUGUUCAAACAAAGCGCACCAAAAACUUUCUUUAACCAUGAGUAAAAAAGAAGAAGAAGAGAUUAUAAGAAUCGCGAAAAAGAUGGACAAGAUGGCGCAAAAGAAGAACGGGUCUGGUGCUUUAGAUCUGCUGAAGGAACUUAAGAAUAUGCCAAUGACUCUUGAGUUACUGCAGUCUACAAGAAUUGGGAUGUCAGUAAAUGCUAUUCGCAAACAGAGUACUGAUGAAGAAGUCACAUCCUUAGCCAAGUCACUCAUUAAAUCAUGGAAGAAACUCUUGGAUGAACCUGGUGGUGGAGGUGGAGGAGGAGGAGAUAAGGUGCCUGAAGAGAAAAAGAAAGAUCCUCCAAUACCUACAACAUCCUCUUCACAAAAUAGUCCUGAACCUAGGGAAGAAAGCUCCAGUAGCAACUUUGGUGAGUCUGGGGAUGUCCCAACAAAUACCUUGAUCACCACUUUUCCACGGGCUCCUAGCACAUCUGAUUCUGUGAGGAUUAAAUGCAGAGAAAUGUUAUCCAAUGCUCUUCAGGCAGGCAAUGAUUACAUUGCCAUUGGAGCAGAUUGUGAUGAACUAGGAGCCCAAAUUGAGGAAUGCAUUUUCCAGGAAUUCAAAAAUACAGACAUGAAAUAUAAGAACAGGGUGAGGAGCAGAAUUGCUAACCUCAAAGAUGUGAAAAACCCAAACCUUAGAAGGAAUGUUCUAUGUGGAAAUGUUGCUCCUGAUAGAAUGGCUCAGAUGACAGCGGAGGAAAUGGCAAGUGAUGAGUUGAAAGAGAUGCGUAAAAACCUGACCAAAGAGGCUAUACGGGAGCAUCAAAUGGCUAGGACUGGAGGCACCCAGACUGAUCUGUUUGUCUGUGGCAAAUGCAAAAAGAAGAACUGUACAUACACACAGGUUCAGACCAGAAGUGCUGAUGAACCUAUGACUACGUUUGUUUUUUGUAAUGAAUGUGGAAAUAGGUGGAAGUUUUGCUGAGUAGUGUGCAGUACCACUUGGCAAGGAAAUGAACAAAUACUGCAGGACCAGGAUUCAAGAGUAUCCAUUUUGUACGUGUAUUUGUAAACUCAAACAAAUAGACAUUUUUUUCAUUUAGUGUCUUCUGGUGUAUAGAUCGUCAAAGAAAAGUCGGCUACCAUGAUACUUUCAUCAUCACUUUUACAGAUUCAUCCUUGUAUUUUUAUCUUCAGAUUAGCACAUUGUAAAGCAUCACAAUAUGACUUGAUGUUCAAACUUUCCUUUUUAUUUGUAGUUUGACAUUAAAAUUUUAUUAACA